Chenopodium quinoa (quinoa) is the source of this 1442-nucleotide messenger RNA. Its product is annotated as cytochrome P450 704C1-like. The transcript is spliced from 3 exons. Lineage: Eukaryota; Viridiplantae; Streptophyta; Magnoliopsida; Caryophyllales; Amaranthaceae. The record is from RefSeq and is a predicted model, not a curated record. Gene Ontology annotation, molecular function: monooxygenase activity; iron ion binding; oxidoreductase activity, acting on paired donors, with incorporation or reduction of molecular oxygen. The coding region runs from base 654 to 1424 and encodes 256 amino acids.
AAAAUAUUACACAAAUAUGUAUAAACAAAGUCAUAUUAAGAUAUAAACAAACUUGAUUUUAUAAAAUAAAAAGAUAACGAUGCAUUACCUUAGGAGUUAAAGAACUCCGAAAUGGAUCUAGAGUACGACCUCCCGUACUAAAAGCAGAUUCCGAUGCAACGGUCGACAAUGGGAUGGCUAGUAUGUCACGUGCCAUGCGAUUAAGAAUCACAUAACUUACAUUGCAAGAAUAAGAAUCCGUGGUUCCUUGACUUCCUUCACUCCCUGCAAGAAUAAAAACAAAAAUAAGAACCCCUGAACUACACACAGGUUAGCCAACUUAUUUAAUCUUAAUAAUCUGAGUCCAUACUUUUAGCAGCCUAGCAGGAAUAAACACAAAUUUUAAAGUAUAAGUUAGCUUAAAAAGUGUCCAUAUAUACACAUUAGAAAUAUCAAUACACAUUAGAAAUACUUUCAACUUUCUGAAAUUUAUGUUAAGAAAAAAAUGAGAGAGGCAUUGCCCACACAACACAACACAACACAACACAACCAACUUUCUGAAAUUUAUGUCAAUACCCAGAUCCACCACUGCCCACACAACACAACACAAGUACACAACCAGCUUCAUUGGCAGCCCCACCCCUAGCCGCCUUCCGUGACACUCCACCCAAAUUAUGGAUAUUCAGGACUUGUUUAUGAAGUCAACGUUAGAUUCUAUUUUCAAAGUUGCAUUUGGAGUUGAUCUAGACAGUAUGUGUGGCUCAAAUGAAGAAGGGAAGAAAUUUGGCCAGGCUUUUGAUGAUGCUAGUGCUUCAACCAUGUUACGAUAUGUAGACAUCUUUUGGCCUAUCAAGAAAUUUCUCAACAUUGGCGCAGAGGCUAAACUUAAGAGAAGUGUCAAAACUGUUGAUGAUUUUGUUUACAAAUUAAUCAGUAACAAAGUGGAACUAAUGAAAAGUUCACAAAGCAAUGUCUCAGAAAUGCAGAUGAAAAAGGAUGAUAUCUUGUCAAGGUUCCUGGAGCAGAGCGACACUGAUUUGAAGUAUCUGAGAGAUAUAAUCUUGAGCUUUGUAAUUGCGGGUAAAGACACAACAGCAGUUACACUUUCAUGGUUUGUUUACAUGCUUUGUAAACACCAGAAUAUACAGGAAAAGGUUGCUGAAGAAGUAAGGAAAAUUACGAAAAUGGAAGGAGUUGGAAAAUUUUCAGAACUUGCUGCUAGUUUGACAGAAGAAUCACUUGAAAGAAUGCAGUAUUUACAUGCUGCAUUGACAGAAACUCUCAGACUCUAUCCAGCAGUUCCAGUCAGAAAAUUUCAUUGCUCUCAUAAUCUCAUUGUUUGUUCUCUUCCUUUUUAUUUUUCUCUUUUGUGUUACACGUUACUUGCUGAAGUUUAUGUCAAUUUCAGAGGCACAUUCCAACUUAUCAUAUAUCAACCAAGCUAAUUUCUACCUUUCUCUCAA